AAGGAAUAAUGUAGCAUGUACAUCCUUAUUCCUGAGGACCAGGGAUGAACAAAAUAUAGGAAACCGGCUGCCAGGCCGACACAGCUGCGGUUCGCGAAUCAAACCCUGCCCUCCCGCCGUUAAAUUCCAAUGAUUAUCAGACGGAUCAUAAGAAAAAAUCGUCUUCACCCCCCACGAGAACGAGAAAAUGUCAGUGCAGGAGUAUCUGGAUAAGCACAUGCUUUCCCGGAAAAUCGAAGACGCCGUCAAUGCUGCCGUCCGGGCAAAGACUAACGAUCCCGUCCUCUUCAUCUCUAAUCAUAUGAGGAAAGCGGUGCCUUCGGUGAUUACUAAGCUGAAAGCGAGGCAAAUUCUCGAUAGCAGAGGAAUUCCUACAGUCGAAGUGGAUUUGUACACAAAUAAAGGCAUGUUUCGAGCUUCUUCUCCCAGUGGUGGUUCUUUGGGAAUGUAUGAGGCCAUGGCUAUCGAGUUACGUGAUGCAGACAGAGGGAUGUAUCUUGGGAAUGGUGUGAGUAAAGCAGUUAAGAAUAUUAAUGAGAAAAUAUCUGAAGCAUUGAUUGGUAUGGAUCCAACACUUCAGUCUCAAAUUGAUCAGGCGAUGAUAGAUUUGGAUAAAACAGAUAAGAAGGGAGAUCUUGGAGCAAAUGCCGUUUUAGCUGUAUCUAUGGCUGCUUGCAAAGCUGGAGCUGCUGAAAAGGAGGUCCCACUUUACAAACACAUCGCUGAUCUUUCUGGAAAAACCAACUUGCUUCUUCCUGUCCCUGCCUUCACUCUCAUAAGUGGUGGACAGCAUGCAGGAAACAACUUAGCUAUACGGGGAAUUAUGAUUCUCCCUGUGGGAGCAAAAAGAUUCGAGGAGGCAUUGCAAAUGGGCUCUGAAACCUAUCAUCAUUUGAAGGCUGUUAUAACAGAGAAAUGUGGUGCACAUGGAUGCAAUGUUGGUGAAGACGGUGGGUUGGCUCCAAACAUAUCGAGCUUUAAAGAAGCUCUUGACCUUAUUGAGGAGGCUGUAGGCAGAACAGGAUACAACGAGAAAAUUAAAAUCGCUAUUGAUGCUGCUGCUACUCAGUUUUGCAUAGGCACGAAGUAUGAUUUGGAUUUUAAAACUCCAAAUAAAUCCGGACAAAAUUUUAAGUCAGGGGAGAAUAUGGUUGAGUUGUACAGCGAACUCUGUACAGAGUAUCCAAUUGUAUCAAUUGAAGAUCCAUUUGACAAAGAAGAUUGGGAACAUACAAAGAACUUUUCUGGCCUUGGAAUAUGCCAGGUAGUUGGAGAUGAUUUAUUAAUGUCGAAUCCUAAACGUAUUGAGAGGGCCAUACAGGAAAAUACGUGCAAUGCCCUUCUUCUAAAGAUUAAUCAGAUUGGGACUGUAACUGAAGCUAUUGAAGUAGUGAAGAUGGCUAAGGAUGCCCAUUGGGGAGUGAUGAUAUCCCAAAGGAGUGGUGAAACAGAGGACACAUUCAUAGCUGAUUUAUCCGUUGGCCUUGCGAUAGGUCAGAUUAAAGCAGGAGCACCUUGCCGUGGAGAGCGACUGGCUAAGUACAACCAGCUGAUUAGAAUUGAAGAGGAACUUGGGGAUCAAGCAGUUUAUGCAGGGCAGGACUGGAGGCAAUGCUGAUAUUUUUCUUCAAUUUUUAUUUCAAGAUUUUGUCCUGUCUGUGCUGAUGUACAAUAUCAAGCAAUAUAUACUGCCAUUAUGCUGAUAAUUUAAGUCCAACAUUUCUUGGAUAGAAUACGAAGCGGAGUUAAGGGCAUCAAGGUUGUCUUUCUCAUGCAAGACACUCUGGGAACACAUAUCUGUUCUUUGGCGACUUGUAUCGUUACAUGUAGCCAUAUACUAUGUGGUGACUAUUUGGUAUUAUCAAAUUGACGAAGGGUAAUUUAGUAGAACCUACAAGGCUACGAGGCC
This is a messenger RNA of Cuscuta epithymum, 1909 nucleotides long. The record is from the annotation of a GenBank genome assembly. Lineage: Eukaryota; Viridiplantae; Streptophyta; Magnoliopsida; Solanales; Convolvulaceae.